Molecule: messenger RNA, 2201 nt
Organism: Doryrhamphus excisus (bluestripe pipefish)
Lineage: Eukaryota; Metazoa; Chordata; Actinopteri; Syngnathiformes; Syngnathidae
Gene: tat
Product: tyrosine aminotransferase
Biological process (GO): biosynthetic process; L-phenylalanine catabolic process; L-tyrosine catabolic process
Molecular function (GO): L-tyrosine:2-oxoglutarate transaminase activity; pyridoxal phosphate binding
Source: RefSeq, a predicted model, not a curated record
AUAAUGCACCAAUCAGACCCCCCCACCCCCCACGCCCUGUAUUCAUCAUUUACUUACCGUCAUUCUCUUCUUUCGCUGCUGUUCAAUACUUCACAGUCAAGUCAUCAUGAGUGCCAGGAAUGACUGCAAGUCUUACGUGGUUCAGAUGAAUGGAAACGUAGUCCACAACGGCAAACGAUUGAAUGGAAGCGGAGUCAACAAGAAGUCCGUCCACCACGUCAGCGUCCACGGGAGUCUUCAUCCACUCAAAUCCAAGAGCCGUAGAGAACGAUGGGAAGUGAAGCCGUCGAUCAUGGCCGACAACACCUUCAAUCCCAUACGAGCCAUUGUGGACGGGAUGAAACUCUCCCCGCAUCCCGAUAAAGCCAUGAUCGCCCUUUCUAUAGGGGAUCCAACCGUCUUUGGAAACCUUCCCACGGACGACGAAGUACUGAAAGCCAUGAAAGACGCCAUCGAUGCGCAACAAUACAACGGCUACGCUCCUUCUGUGGGAUACUUAAGGAGUAGACAAGCUGUGGCCAACUUUUAUAGCUGCCCCGAGGCCCCCCUGGAGGCAGAGGAUGUCAUUUUGACCAGCGGCUGUAGUCAGGCCAUCGACCUCGCUAUCAGUGUCCUGUGUAACCCCGGAGACAACAUCAUGGUGCCGCGUCCAGGCUUCUCCUUAUAUAAGACCUUGGCUGUGUCCCUGGGCAUCGAGGUCAGGCUGUACAACCUGCUGCCAGAGAAAUCCUGGGAGGUGGACCUGCAACACUUGGAGAGCUUGAUGGACGACAGGACAUCCUGCCUGAUCGUCACAAAUCCAUCCAACCCGUGCGGCUCUGUCUUCAGCAAGGACCACGUACAGAAGAUCCUGACAGUGGCCUCCAGAAACCACGUGCCGAUCCUGGCAGAUGAGAUCUACAGCAACAUGGUUUUCCCAGGUUGUGAAAGCCCGUCUCUGCCGUCCCUCAGCUGUGACGUUCCCAUUAUUUCUUGCGGCGGUUUGGCUAAACGCUGGCUUGUCCCCGGUUGGCGGUUGGGAUGGGUCCUGAUCCACGACAGGAACAACAUCUUUGGUUCUGAGAUCCGACAAGGCCUGGUCAAACUGAGCCAACGUAUUCUCGGAGCGUGUACCAUUGUCCAGGGGGCCCUGGAAGGAAUCCUCAACAACACACGCCAAAGCUUCUACGAGGACACAGUUCGAUUCCUCAAGUCCAACGCUGAGAUUUGCUUUAACGAGUUGUCCACAGUGCCGGGUUUGACCCCCAUCAUGCCGUCAGGAGCCAUGUACUUAAUGGUUGGGAUCGACAUGGAUAGCUUCCCGGAUUUCCACAACGACGUGGACUUCACUGAACAGCUGGUGACAGAGCAGUCCGUUUUCUGUCUGCCCGCCACGGCGUUUGAGUAUCCCAACUUCUUCCGCAUCGUGGUGACCGUCCCGGAGCAGAUGAUGGUGGAAGCGUGCAGUCGGAUCAGGGAGUUCUGCCAGCACCACUACCGGCCGGGUAGCCGUGACAGUAACGAUCUGGACCAAUGAUGCAGCAGCAGCGGCAGCAUUCCACGUUAUGGGAACGUUCCCAACGUACCGAGCAGGAAUCAAUGUUAGACUUUCCAAGGUGUAAAAUUAGACUUUGGAAAAUGGUUGUUAUCUUUGGAAUGGCUAAAGCUUCCAUGUAAAUAAUGUACGUGUAUGCACCUUAUACAACAACCUCUUGGUAUAUUUAUCUAAUUGUUGUACUUCUUUCAUAUAACUUUACUCUUUUAUUACUUUAGUAUCGCUAACGGUGCGUACUAGCUUCCGGACCGUUCCAAUGGCUGCGUCUCAUUUGGCGGGCUCGAGUACUUAAGACGCUUUCGAGUGCACUAGAAUGUUGCCUUCACAAUGCCGAGUGCGCAUUGAUUGACAUUUGUCACCAUAUUGCAACGUCGUGAAUGGGGAGAGAUCAACGAGUGGUUGCAAUUCAGCAAAAAAAGGAGAGAAAAAGAAGCGGCGAAAUGCAUGAUAGUACUUUCAGUCGCUAAAUACACAGUAUACUGAAGUGUACUGACGGAAGUAUUCCAUUUGAGACGCAGUCAGUGAGUGUGUAUCAUUGAACGUCACAAUCAGUGCAAGUAAUUAUGAAUAUUUUUAUUAAACAUGUCUUACUGAUCUUUUUAUCACUUUGGCCUAGAAAAUGUCUCCAUAAUUUUUUUUUACAUGAAUAAAACUAUAAUUCCCACAA